This is a messenger RNA of Apodemus sylvaticus (European woodmouse), 3877 nucleotides long. It is a transcript of the gene Bcl2l13, whose product is annotated as BCL2 like 13. The record is from RefSeq and is a predicted model, not a curated record. Gene Ontology annotation, biological process: apoptotic process; regulation of apoptotic process. Gene Ontology annotation, cellular component: mitochondrion. The transcript is spliced from 9 exons. NCBI's taxonomy places the organism in Eukaryota, Metazoa, Chordata, Mammalia, Rodentia, Muridae. The coding region runs from base 635 to 2233 and encodes 532 amino acids.
AUGAUGCCUGCAGUAAUCUAUUUUAACCUUACACCAAGGCUUAUUCCUCCUGUGUUCAGAGAGGAGGUCUUUCUGCCUCUGAAUUCCCGGGUUGCCUCAAAGCAGACCUCUGUUGCCUCUGAGCAGGACCACAGAUUGUUUAACAAAUCCUAGUUGUUUGCAACCUCGUGCUUUUUAAAAAAUUUCUUCUUUUAAUGAACAGAACAGGCUCAAGCCAUCAGAAACUUGACUGUCUCAUGAUCCAGGCCUGCUAUGCACAGGACAAUCUCCUGGCAGCGCUGGCAAGUGCAGUCCUGACAGGCAACCCAAGGGCUUUAAUGCUCCAGGAAUGCACAAGUCUGCAGAACUGAGCUUCUGCAAUGCCACCAGCUUCGUGUCCCACACGGGUGAGCAGGCGUGUGGUGUAUACCUCUUCUUCUUUCGCCAUGCCUAGCACCGGAAAUGACUUCGUGAGGAUACUUAUGAAGUCCAGGAAUCUAGGAUUUGAGCGGCUCUUGGAAAGAAAGGCAAAGGACAGCUUCGUACACAGGUCACGCCUGCGCAAACUGACCAGCAGGUGUCAGUGACCCUGCUUUGUUUCCAGCUGACCGAACUGCUGGCUUCCGGCUGGGCUCCACGGCCCGGCUCCACCCCCAUGGCCCGGCCCCGCCCCUACGCCGCCGUGACGGAAGCGCGCCAGGGUGACCUCACCGUCCAACAUGGCGGCGGCGGUAGAUUAGGUUCGCGGGUCGAAGCAGCCACUGCCGCUCCUGCACCCCGUCGGAAGCACCUGCUGCUGCCGCCGUCUCCUUCGUCCCUUCUGGGGCAGGGUUGGAGCCAGAUUUCCAACGUCCCUGAUAGACCUCCUGGGAGCUCCUUCAGCCACUCAAUGGCGUCCUCCACGACUGUGCCUCUAGGAUUUCACUAUGAAACAAAGUUUGUCGUUCUCAGCUACUUGGGACUUCUCUCUCAGGAGAAGCAGCAAGGUCCCUCGCCCCAAGUUAUAAUACCUCAGUCUCCCAAAUGCUGGGAUUAUAGGCAUGAGCUGCCACUGAAGACAGGAGUUCAACUAGAUGUCGCUCCACAGUCUCUGAAUCCAGAAGUUUUGUUAAAACUUAAAUCUGAGAUUGAGGAAGAACUGAAAUCCUUGGACAAAGAAGUCGCUGAAGCCUUCACCAGCACAGGCUUUGACUAUCACACCUCGCCAGUGUUUAGCCCCGCUGACCCAGAAAGCUCCAUAGAAGACUGCUUGGCCCAUCUUGGAGAACGGGUGUCCCAGGAUCUGAAAGAGCCUUUGCAGGAAGCAUUGCAGACGAUCCUCAGCCAGCCAGUGACAUAUGAGGCAUAUCGUGAGUGUACAGUGGAGACUGCAGUCCAUGCCAGCGGAUGGAACAAGCUUUUGGUGCCUCUAGUUUUGCUGCAACAAAUGCUCUUAGAACUGACGCGACGCGGCCAAGAGCCUUUGAGUGUGCUGCUCCAGUUUGGUGUGACGUACCUGGAGGACCACGCGGCGGAGUUCAUCAUUCAGCAAGGUGGCUGGGGAACUGUCUUUAGUCUUGAGUCUGAGGAGGAGGAAUACCCUGGAAUCAUUGCAGAAGAUAGCAAUGACAUUUAUAUACUGCCCAGUGACAACUCCGGACAAGUUAGUCCCCCCGAGUCUCCCACAGUGACAACGUCUUGGCAGUCGGAGAGCCUGCCCGUCUCGCUGUCUGCAAGCCAGAGUUGGCACACAGAAAGCCUCCCGGUGUCCCUCGGGCCCGAGUCCUGGCAGCAGAUUGCGAUGGAUCCUGAAGAAGUGAAGAGCUUAGACAGCAGCGGGCCUGGGGAGAAGAGUGAGAACAACUCGUCUAACUCUGACAUUGUGCAUGUGGAGAAGGAGGAGGUACCAGAGGAGGCGUUCCCGGGAGCCGCUGUUCCCUUGCUCCCACACGUCCCUACCAUGGAAGCCUCAGAAAUGAUGAGAGUUGAGAAAACCAGCCCCACUCCGUCUGUGUUUGUGGAGCUUGGUGAGGAAGAGUUGGAAGCAGUAACAGUGAGACCCGAUGCUGUGGAGAGGGUGGAGGGGGCGCCUCAGCUGAGUGAGGAGGGGGCUGGGAGCAGGAAGAAGAGCCACACUGGGGAGGCUGCCGCUGUCAGGGGGGCAAGGAGUGGCCUGCCCGCCGAGGGCAAGGCCGUCCUGCUCUUUGGAGGGGCUGCGGCGGUGGCCAUCCUGGCAGUGGCCGUUGGAGUUGCACUGGCUUUAAGAAAGAAGUAACAGUCUUUUCAGAUGAGAGAGGACAAAAAGACCUACGGCUUUAGUUGAUUCACUGGAACUUAGACUGCCAGCAACGGCGGACAUUACAGGACACUGGGGGGACUGGGCUUUCGGCUCAGCGUGGCAAUGACUUGAGACAGUGUUCACAGUGGCCUGGUUGUCAUUUUAAGGGCCUUGGUUCAUGCUCGAUUCAGAAGGACAAGAGUGAUGGUCCACCUCCAUCAGGUUAGUCGACUUGGGCACCAUGGCCUUUCAGUAAUUCUCUGUAAGAGGCUGCCCUGUGCAUUAUGUGACGAUCGGCAACAUCCCUGCCUUCUCCCCACCAGAUGCCAUUGGCACUCACUCUCGGUGACGGUAGCCAAAACUGUCUCCUACAUUGCCAAAUGUCCCCUGUGGACAAAGUCAUCUCCCUUUUGAGGGCCACUGCUUUAAGGGAUGGGGUUCAAUUAGGAGAAUCUGGGGGAGGAACCUGCAGCUGGGACGGCCAGCUGUGCAUCCUGUUGCAGCUGGAACUGCCAGCUGUGCAUCCUGUUGCAGUUUCUCAGGACUGGUGAGCUGACUGCUCUGUGGCUGUUGUUUUCCGGUCUCCAUUCUGUAGUGUGAGGUGCUCCCCCGCACCACCCCGACUCUCAGGUACUGCAGCCGCGCAGUGUGUCACCCUGUACCUCUUCCACACCCAGCAAGCUCCUGAAGCUUCCCACGGCUCCAUCUUUCAAAGAUGAUGCCUUUAGGGACCUUUUAAAUGAUACACGGUGCAGGGGUGGUGGCACCGCCUGUAAUCUGUGCAUUUAGAAAGCAGAGGCAAGAGAUUAUCCCAAGUUCAAAGCUAACCUGGUAUACAUACUGAGACCAUCCGGGACUGUAUGGUGAAACCUUGUCCCCAAAAAGGGGAUAAAUCCACUGAAGCUGUGUAGGAGACUUAGGGUUCCCUGGUCUGAUUGCCAGUGCGGGUAUGGGCUGCAGUCAUUGGUCUUAGUGGCAGGAAGGUGGUCAACGUGACUCGUCAAGGUCUAUUUGACCUCUUACAAGUAUAGCCAGCCAGCCACCCCACGUGCCUAUGAUUUAGCAGUGACCCCUCUGAUGGGGCGGCAUAUGCGCCAUCUAGAACCUGGAUUAGUUUGCCGCCCACUACCUGUUCUUGGGCAUUGGAAUAUCAUCAGCUUCUCUGUGGGUCUCUGCAUGUAGAAAGCAGUGUCAUCCUUUGGCUUACAGAAUCAGUUGGGUCAUAACCCUUUUUCAAUGUAAAUCAUGAAAUAAAUGAUAAAAUUUUAUCAUUUAUUAUUAGAUAUCACUUAAAUGAAAAGUGGGACAGAAACUUGAAUUUAAGACCAAGACUGCUGCUGAGUUCUGGUGUGGUCCUCAGCGUUCAAGAGACGACUUGGCCUGAGCUCAGCCCAGCACCAGGGCAGCAGACCCAGAGGACCCACGCGCUCACUGUAGCUGUGGCGCUCAGCAGAAUCUUGUGUCACCUAGCUGACCCCAUCCCUCAAGGAGGGGUGGGCCCGUCUCUCUAAUGCCCGAGGGCACAGUGCCGUCUGCAAGGCACCCAUGCUUGAUAAGAAGUCAUCUCAGAUUUAUCUUAGUCAUGUAACAUUACUUCUUAGAUCCUGAAAUUUAUAAUAAAAAUACUUUUGACUACUCUAA